AGUCUAGUGAAAUGGAAAUUGGACAGAUGGUAAUUGGUUGGUAUUGGUUUGUAUGGUGGAGAAAAGGGUUGGAUAGUUGGUUGGAUGUUGGAUUGGAGAGGGAAGGACGACGGACGUGGAGGUUCUUAGUUGAUGUGGAAGAGAAGGACAAAAAAACGCCAGCUGAUGUUUAGAUAUUCCAAUGACUGCACGCAGACGUAGAGGAGGCUCUGAGUCUGAACAGGUGCCGUUGAUAGUGACCACAAACACAGAGUGGACCUCCCCACCCCCACUGACGUAUGAUGGCCCGGAACACACUGACCGUCAAAACCGAUUAGGAUUCAGCAAGCCAAUUGAAAAGGAAUUCCAUAAAAUGACAUCUCGGGACAGGACACUUGAGUUCAGCAAUGCGAUCAGAUCGUUGGCGAGUCGACAAGUGGUGCGAGCCGUGGCAGCUCGUGAUCCUCGCAAAGCCAAGCACAUUCAGAGCUAUGGCGAGUUCAUGGUCAUUGCCCGCACCAUCGGAAAGAACAUCACAAGUACUUACACCAAGUUGGAGAAACUCACACUACUUGAGUGGAUAUUCUCCCCAUCGUCUGUAGUCCUGCUGGUGUGCCUAGGCAGCCUGUGCGGUAACAACAGUGUGGCAUAUAGAGCAGACUCUAUCCACUGCUGGGGCAGGAAUAUUGGGGGACUCUCGCCGCCUCAGCAUGGGGGGGGUGUGGGUGGGUUUGGGUAUGUUAUCUUGGGUGUAAUAGAUGGGGUGGUGGGCUUGUUAAGUUUAUGUAGAUCCCAACUCAUGAUUUUGUUCUCACUGCAGAACCUGAAGUUGGCCAAGAGUCGGAGAGAGCAGUUCUCACAAGGUGCUGUGUCCCCCUCCCUCCCCCCGUCAGCCAUGUCAGGACACCACCAUGGCUCCGUUCUGCUUGCUGAUGAGCAAGUCAGUAUAGAUCUGUCCAACCACGAACCUCACCAGCAUAUCAUGCAGUCUCAGGCACUCAUCUACGAUGAAACGGACCAGUAUUUAUCAAGUAGAGCAGAGACGAUGCAGAACAUUGAAUCCACGAUUGUGGAGCUCGGUGGUAUCUUUCAGCAGCUUGCACAUAUGGUCAAGGAACAGGAGGAAAUGGUUGAGAGAAUCGACGCGAACGUUGCAGACGCAGAACUCAAUGUGGAAGCUGCUCACAAUGAAAUUGUCAAGUAUUUCCAGUCAGUAACAAACAACCGGUGGUUAAUGAUUAAAGUUUUUGCUGUUCUGAUAUUCUUCUUCAUCUUUUUUGUUGUCUUUUUGGCGUAGCCCUUGCCCCAUCCUCUUUGGACAUUCCGGUUUUUGGUAACUAUACAGUGUACAAUUUUCCAAAUGUAAUAUAGACCAAUAUGAACUGUUUUAUAAUACUUGUUAAUAUUUAUAUAAAGUUACUAUAAAUAUAUUAAAUAAAAUGUAAGUAAAUUUUAUUCUUCCAUGUA
Homalodisca vitripennis (glassy-winged sharpshooter) is the source of this 1446-nucleotide messenger RNA. RefSeq names its product syntaxin-5-like. Gene Ontology annotation, cellular component: endomembrane system; Golgi membrane; SNARE complex. The record is from RefSeq and is a predicted model, not a curated record. Gene Ontology annotation, molecular function: SNARE binding; SNAP receptor activity. Lineage: Eukaryota; Metazoa; Arthropoda; Insecta; Hemiptera; Cicadellidae. The transcript is spliced from 8 exons. Gene Ontology annotation, biological process: vesicle fusion; endoplasmic reticulum to Golgi vesicle-mediated transport; intracellular protein transport. Bases 182 to 1276 code for a protein of 364 amino acids.